This is a messenger RNA of Sceloporus undulatus (fence lizard), 5278 nucleotides long. It is a transcript of the gene CYTH2, whose product is annotated as cytohesin 2. Bases 125 to 1324 code for a protein of 399 amino acids. The record is from RefSeq and is a predicted model, not a curated record. NCBI's taxonomy places the organism in Eukaryota, Metazoa, Chordata, Lepidosauria, Squamata, Phrynosomatidae. The transcript is spliced from 12 exons. Gene Ontology annotation, biological process: regulation of ARF protein signal transduction. Gene Ontology annotation, molecular function: guanyl-nucleotide exchange factor activity.
UCCUUCUAGUGUAAGGCCAGGUGGCUGAGGGAGGAAGGCGCAGCCGUCGAAAUCUCGAAGAAAGGAAAGACAAGGAGACAGUGGGGAGCUUGGCUUUUCCCUCUGUGGGGACGCUCUGGUCACCAUGGAGGACGGUAUCUAUGUGCCUCCAGACCUGACGACGGAAGAGAGGGUCGAGUUGGAGAACAUCCGUCGGCGUAAGCAAGAGCUCCUGGUGGAAAUCCAGCGGCUACGAGAUGAGCUGAGUGAAGCCAUGAACGAGGUGGAGGGGCUGGAAGCCAAUGAGGGAAGUAAAACUCUUCAGAGGAACCGAAAGAUGGGGAUGGGUCGCAAGAAAUUUAACAUGGAUCCCAAAAAGGGAAUCCAGUUCCUGGUGGAAAAUGAGCUGCUGCGCUCCACUCCUGAAGACAUUGCCCGUUUCCUCUAUAAAGGAGAAGGACUCAACAAGACAGCCAUUGGAGACUACUUAGGAGAGCGGGAGGAUUUUAAUAUUGCUGUGCUCCAUGCUUUUGUCGAUUUGCAUGAAUUUACUGAUCUCAACCUUGUGCAAGCACUCAGGCAGUUCCUGUGGAGUUUCCGAUUGCCAGGGGAAGCUCAGAAGAUUGACCGUAUGAUGGAGGCCUUUGCCCAGCGAUAUUGUCUGUGCAACCCAGGGGUCUUUCAGUCCACAGAUACCUGUUAUGUCCUCUCCUUUGCUGUGAUCAUGCUGAACACUAGCCUUCACAACCCCAACGUCCGUGAUAAGCCUACAGUCGAGAGGUUUAUCACCAUGAACCGUGGCAUCAACGAUGGAGGAGAUUUACCUGAGGAACUGCUGCGGAACCUGUACGACAGCAUCCGUAAUGAGCCCUUCAAGAUCCCCGAGGAUGAUGGGAACGACUUGACACACACUUUUUUUAACCCUGACCGCGAGGGCUGGCUCCUCAAACUGGGAGGCCGAGUGAAGACGUGGAAGAGACGCUGGUUCAUCUUGACUGACAACUGCCUCUAUUACUUUGAAUACACUACAGACAAGGAACCAAGAGGAAUCAUUCCCUUGGAGAAUCUGAGUAUCCGAGAAGUGGAAGACCCACGGAAACCAAACUGCUUUGAGCUCUACAUUCCCAACAAUAAAGGCCAGCUAAUCAAAGCUUGCAAGACAGAGGCUGAUGGACGUGUGGUUGAAGGGAACCACAUGGUUUACCGCAUCUCUGCGCCUACACAGGAGGAGAAGGAUGAGUGGAUCAAAUCUAUCAAGGCUGCUGUGAGCGUGGAUCCUUUCUAUGAGAUGCUGGCUGCCCGCAAGAAACGAAUCUCAGUGAAGCAGAAGCAGGAGCAGGCAUGAGGUGGGGAUUCUCCUGCAUCUACCACCUCCCCCCUCCCCUCUGUGUCUCCUCCCUCUUGGACCUGCUGACAAACCCACCUGGGUUGAGCUCCAUGAAACCAGCUGGCCCUCUUUCCCUCUUUGGAUUAUUGGACCAUUCACAGCAUUGCCAGUUUGAUGGCAUACCUGCCAGUACACACUUUCACAUCUCCAGAGCUUAUACUUGGUCUGUUGAAAUAUGCCUGAGGACAUGAACUUGGGAACUGUCACCUACUAGUGUCUUCAAAAUUUGCAGGCAUCAUUUGUUGGUUGGUGCAGCUUCUCCUCUGAAGAGGCCCUAAGCAGAUGCAGGUGAAAGUUUCUAUGUUAUGCCACUGAGACCAUGUGGCCUACAAACUUGGGCCAUAUUAAGUGAACACUUCCUGUUUGAUCAGAUCUUUUGAUUUUUCCUCUUUAAAUCUAUCUUGAAGCCAAUUGACUCAUUCAGCAAAAGAAACUAGGAAAAGCUCUCUCAGAACAGAACCAUUUUAUUUUGUAGCAGGGAGGGAUGGGACUGCCUAUUUUGCUGGUCUAUUACAUAAAAAUAGUAUUCUGCAUACCUACAUCAAGGUUGUGAGGGAGUAGGCUAGCUUAUCUUUCGGGCAGGCUAGCUUUGUAGAGUUUUUGAUUUCCACACUCAUUCUGUUUUUUUAUUUCCUGAGCUCCAUCCUAAUGUUGAUACAGUCAUGAAAGUGUUAUGCCACAUAAUAUUUCCUGGGAUUUGGGAGUACACAACAUGUUCUGUUCCAAGGACCACAUCUGAUGUUAGUAUGGGUCUGCACAUGUACACAUGAGUGUACACAUUGUGCAGGGAUCAGAAAAAUAUAAUCUCCUUUAUCUACGGAGAUCUGGGCAUCAACAAGGAAGAGAGAUGAUAGAAACCCAGGAAGCUGGUGGCUUCCAUGUGAGUGGGACAGAUAAUCCAUGCCAAAUUUUCUUCUGAAUGUUCUGGAGCUUUGACAGAUUCUCUUCCCAAAAUGGUUUCAACAUCUUGGAUAGUGCAUAUGGAGAUCAGACUACAUCCCAGUGGAUUCACCCUCCCACUUAAAAGGGAACCACCAGCUGACAGAAUGGAAGCCAAAGCAUCUCUCAUUGCACUGCAUUGGAAAGAUGAAGUCAGUGUGGCUUAUCCUACUGAAUCCACAACUGGGAUGUUGUGAAAUGCAGGUGGUGUCCCACUAGCUUCAAGGGCCACGUGUAGAAACCUUUGGCCAUUUGUGAGCCUCAAAGUAUAGAAUGCCCCUUAGAGUCUGUUGCCAAACCAUUCACACUGUGCAUCCAGGUAACCAGGGUUCUCAUGACUUAUUAAUAUAAGCAACUGCUGUCCCCAAUUACUUGGGCUUUGCUUUACAAAGAUGUAAGCAUGCCAGGAACCAGCAGGGGACAGCAAAGGCCCAGACAGCUGACACACCCACUGACACUACUUAAGUUCCUCCAACAGAAAUUGCCAGCACAGAAGCACAAGUAACAGCUCUUGUUAUUUUGCAUCCAGGGACAGGGUCAUGAAACAGGGUCAGGUACUUUCUACUGCUAUCACCUCUCCUAGAUAUUGAAACACUUCCCCGCCCCAAAAAUCCUUGCAGAUUCAGCUGAAGAUUGCCUCUGAAACUGAUCUUGUUCUCUUUCUCUCUGAAGUCCUUUUCUUCUACUCAAGAUCUACCGUCAAGCAAUCUGGAGCUUCACUUUGGAGUUAAUCCAGGAUGUUUCCAUUGCUUUAAAGAGGAAUCUGAUUAUACUGGCAUUAUAAAGGGUAUACAUUCAUUGGGAUCUGUCCCUGAUCCUGUAGUACAUGCAAGGGGCAGGGAUGACUGGGUUUUUUUUUUCUUCCCUAGAUGGAGUUUAAAUUAGAAACAGCUCCAUCCCAUCUGUGGUGCGUUGUCUUUGAAAAUUCUGGUCAUUGGCCUCAAACAAAACUGCUGCUGCUUAGUGUUCAUACAGAUGAACUAAUCCCUGAGUUUAGUCUUUUGCUACUCUACAGACCUUCUAGUUGUUAAAAAGUUGGAACAUUUCCACUUCCUGUUGAAACUUGCAGCUAGGAUUAAAAUCUGUGUUGGUAGUUCACAGGAGGCGAGGUUGCUGAGUACAUUAACCCAGAGCAAAAAGAGUGCCUACCUCUUAGCCAGAUAGCUCUACAUUGUUGGAUGGGCUCUUUUGCCACCAUUUCUCUCAAUUCUAAAUUGAAUUCUGCUCUUCCACCUCUGCUUUGCUUCAGGCAAUCCUAAUAGCUAUGCAGGACUCUUUCUAGUCCUGGCAUUGAGAAUGCAGGGUUUGCAAUGCAGCUCAGAUCUUUCAAAGGGGCUAAGCUUCUGAGCCUGCAAAGGAAUGUGGUAGUGUAUUAGUCCAUGUGCAUUUCAAUCUGAUCAGUAUUUCUCAUCUGCAGGGAAUCUUUAAAUAGCCAAUUUAAGUCUUGUUUGGUUUAAACAUGAAGCACCAGAAGAUCUGAGUGCCACAUAUUGCCCUGAAUUUAAGAAGGUAAUGGUUUUGUCCUAAUCAAAAUUACUAGUUGAUUCUCUUUCUAUAUAGAAAAAAGGAAAACAAAGAGACAGUAGACAUCAAGGGGUAAAUAGCUUAGAAUUGAUUAAUUUUCAGCCUAUAAGUGCAGGAGAGAAAGAGCACACUACUAUAUUUGGGAACAGCUGAUAUGAAAAGGGUCUAUAUUAAGUCAAUGCAAAUUUUUGUCUGGCUAGAACAUGCAUUUUUAUUGCUCCAACUUGUCUUCUCAAAAUUCAGUGAUACCAGUUUAUAAAUGUUUCUGCUAGACAGGUCCCUUCCCCAUUUAAGUUAUUUCACUGUGCCAAAGGGACUUGGAAUACAUUUCACUUUUGUAAUACUGUACAUCCAUGCUUGUUGUAUUCUAUCCUGUCUACUAAACAGAAAGGAGGCAGGAUUGUUUAGCCUAAAAUUAGCUUGUUGGGUGCAGUAGACCCUAUCAAGGGCUCCUGUCUCCAACAGCUUUCAACACUAAUUGAAUAGAUGCUAUUCCCAAAACCAUCAGAUGUUAACAGCCCUUCUUGAACUACUAGAAUUACAUUCUUGUAAAUGCUAUACUCCAAUUCUAUCCCCUCCCUCCAUUAAUUCUCAGUAGGCUGCACUGCCUUUUCACAAAUACUGGCCUAGUUCUCCUUUUGGAUCUUAAACCAGUUCCAUCUCAAAGUUAGGUCCAAACAUGUAGCGCAUACAUAUUUACAAAAGCAAAUAACUGCUGUUGUGAAAAUUAUCUGGAUGACGACAGGUGAGGAGGUUUUUAUCCCUUCCCUCCCUGCUCCAGCUCUGACAAAAAUUAUGCUCCCCAAACUGCUAUUUGCAUUAAGAGAAAAGCUCCAGUCACUCCAAGUGAAGAAGUGUUUUUGUCCUAGAGAAUUAAAAUAACCUCUUCCUAUUUUGAUAAUAGUUGAAUUUUAAUUUAAAAUGUACAUGUUAUAUGCAAAUAUUUAUUUAAUGUCACACCUGUUUUUGCCUACAUUUGCUAUUUUCCCGAUAACGUUUUUCUCAAACACUACAGAUGACUUCUACUCUCUUCAAAAUUUAGAUCACAUUUUUGGAAGUCAGGACGAAGUUCUUAUCUCAAAUUAGCUCUGGAAAAAAUACUUUUAAAGCAUCUACAACUGACACUUGGAUGAAUUGGGCUAUUGGAAGAAUCCCUUCUUACAGCCUUCAGGAUAAUUUUUGUUUUCUUGAGCAAUAUUAACAGUACACCUUUCCCUUCCUUACUCCCUAUUGUGGAUUAGUGUACUUUUAUUGUGUGGGUGGGAUGUGGGGAAAUUUGACAAAUCCCUCACCUGCUCCAGAAGGCGAAAGAAAAGGAAGGGCAUUUUACUUGUUUUUUAAUCUGUUUCUGAUGAUGACGAUGAUGUUUUUUUUAAAGAAGAAAUGUUAAUUAUUAUUUAAAAUUUUAAUGUAUGCAUCUCUGGAUGAUAUGUAAACACUAUGGACUUA